UCUUGCGUUAAAUCAAUAACUAAUGCAGUUUCUUCAUUAUCUGGAAUCGUGAAUAUUAGUGUGAGUUUAGAAAAUAAUGAAGCGAUAAUUUCUUAUAAUGAGAGUAAAAUAACCAAAUCAAAAAUCAUUGAAACGAUCGAAAAUUGUGGAUUUGUCAACGCCUUUAAGGAUACACCCGGCAUAAUUAAUAUUGAUGUGAGCUUAGAAGAUGAGCGAGCGAUAUUUGAUUUUAAUGAGAAUUUGAUUCAAGAGGAUGAAAUUAUUGAGGGUAUUGAAUAUUGUGGAUUUGAUGUACCAAGAGAAUAUAAUAAUAUUGACAUUGAACAAAUAAAAAAUGUUGUUUUACCAGUUAAAGGAAUGACAUGUAAUUCAUGUGUUAUGUCCAUCACAAAUGCUUUAAAUCAAAUUCAAGGGAUUAAUAAUGUAAUUGUGAAUCUUAAUGAGGAAAAUGCUACAGUUGAUUACGAUGAGAGAUUG
Messenger RNA from Funneliformis caledonium, 477 nucleotides. NCBI's taxonomy places the organism in Eukaryota, Fungi, Glomeromycota, Glomeromycetes, Glomerales, Glomeraceae. The record is from the annotation of a GenBank genome assembly.